This is a messenger RNA of Microstroma glucosiphilum, 854 nucleotides long. RefSeq lists its product as hypothetical. The transcript has a single exon. Gene Ontology annotation, cellular component: mitochondrial large ribosomal subunit; ribosome. Gene Ontology annotation, biological process: translation; ribosome biogenesis. Gene Ontology annotation, molecular function: structural constituent of ribosome. Bases 60 to 791 code for a protein of 243 amino acids. The record is from RefSeq and is a predicted model, not a curated record. NCBI's taxonomy places the organism in Eukaryota, Fungi, Basidiomycota, Exobasidiomycetes, Microstromatales, Microstromataceae.
CUCAUACUCACACCUCACCUCACCUCACCUCACCUCACCAUCAUCAAGAAUUCGCAGAGAUGCUACGCCUUCAGCCUCUGCUCCGUACCCAGCUCUCGCCGGUGUCCAGCACUCCACUGGCCAGCACAUCCCGCCUGAUCAGCACAACUCGCUCGGCCACGCCUCUCCUACCUUCUCGGGCAAAGCCAUCCUGCAAUUGCUCUUCCUCCCACUCCCACUCUUCUCUGCACCCACCUCUCCCCUCCUCCCAUCCUACCUCCUCACCACCAACAACAACAGCAACAGUAGCAUCAGCGGGAUUCCUCACAAAUCCUGCUUCUCGCUCUCUUCUAUCUCAAGAGCAGACACGAGGAAUGAAGGUGCGCAGCUCAGUCAAGAAGUUCUGUGAAGGAUGCUCAGUCGUAAGACGUAAAGGACGAUUGUAUGUCAUUUGCUCAAAGGAUCCAAAGCACAAGCAGGUGAGUAGAGAGAGAAGGGGGGGAGAGAUGAGGAGAGAGGGUCUUGAGAAUGGCGAGACGGACUGGAGGAAUGCAGAGAGAGGGGGAGGAAUUGGAGAUGCUGGAGGACGAGACAGAGGCGAACACAUCAGAGCUGACAUGUGCUGCUCGGCUCUUCCUUAUCAAACCACAGCGUCAAGGCUAGAGCAGCUAUGCACUUCUUCUGUCCCUUUGUCUCUCCCUCGUCUCAUCAGGCAUCUCACUCACAUCUCUUCAGCGCUGGGAUCGCUCACCCCACCGCCCAAACCCUGCCCAGGGACCUCCGAGUCAUGCGCAAAAUCUCUGUACUUGUAGUCUCGAAAUACACAUACACCCCACCCUACAUCACAUACAACGGAGAAGAGCUUGAUCAUUCUC